GCCAGGCCUAAAAUUCGUGACUGGCGCAGGGCCUAGGUGCACGAAAGAAUCAUAACUGCGAUGGCCACCUCAGCCUACGCCGGAUGGACACGCGAACAGCUCCUGGAGCGGGUUUUGGAGCUCGAAAGAGGCACUAGUCUCCCAGGCGGAUCUUCAAAACCGACAGCAAACAAAGAGGAAAUUCAGGUACCCAAGCCCUUGAAGCCAUUCGACUUUUACAGCUACCCAAGGCGGAAGAUCGCUCUCAAGUUCAGCUACGCUGGCUGGGAUUAUGGAGGGCUAGCCUACCAACCAGACGAUACACCAUUACCAACGGUAGAAGGUGUUCUCUUCGAUGCGUUAUCGACAGCCCAUUUGGUGGAUUCGAAUGCUGGGUUAGAGGGUUGCGGCUGGGAAAGAUGCGGGAGGACAGAUCGAGGGGUCAGCGGGGCGAGGCAGAUCGUGUCGGUGUGGGUACGGAGUGCGCUGCGCAAGGAAGAACUUGCAGAGGCAGAUAUACGACCAGGGCCUGUGGCUUUCCCCCCAAACAGCCGCCGCGCUGCCAUGGACGACGACGACGACUUGCCGGAACGAGUCGACGACGAACCAGUGAUUGUCAACGGCCAAGAUCUUUGGAAGCCCGACACAGUAGAGCCCCAGUCUCGCAACGAGCACGACUACGUGUCGAUUCUAAAUCGCCUCCUUCCCGAGACCAUCCGAGUCUCUGCCUGGUCCCCAGUACCAUCCACCUUCUCAGCCCGAUUCUCGUGCAAUUUCCGACAUUACAAGUACUUUUUUACUCCCAAAGGUCUCGACAUCGUUCGCAUGCAGGAAGCUGCAGGCCGUCUAAUCGGCGAGCACGAUUUCCGAAACCUAUGCAAGCUGGAUCCCGCAAAGCAGAUCACCAGUUUCAAGCGCAAGGUCAUGAGUGCACAUAUUGAACGACUGAACGACAAUCUCCAUGUCUUCAACCUCACAGGAAGCGCGUUCCUAUAUCACCAGGUUCGACAUAUCAUGGCCAUCUUAUUCCUCAUCGGAAUGGGUAUGGAGUCGCCAUCGCUCGUCUCCAAUCUCUUGAACGUCACCUCCGACUCAGAGGUGCCCAGAGCCGAUGAUUUGCCCUACGAAAUCGUUGAUCGAAAACCAGAAUACCAGAUGGCCGAUGGACUCCCUCUGAUGCUUUGGGAUUGUGGUUACCCUGAAGGGACCUUCGACUGGAGGACGACAGGAAAGCCAGAUGCAGGACCGCUCGCCACAGGCGGCACACUCUACGACCAACUCGACAACAUCCUCGUUCGAUCCAAUAUUUAUUCCGCACUGAACGAGCACUUCCUCCUCGCCGCCGCUCAACACCAUCCACCACCACCAUCAAUCUUCCCGCUCUCCGAUCCAAGCCAGCUUGCUCAGCGGAAAGGAGCCAGAGAUCCAAUAAAUGUGCAUCUUGGGGGAGGAACGUUCAAGCGGGUAGUCAAAUAUACGCCCGUGUUGAAGCGGAACCGAUUGGACACGGUAGAGGUGGCCAAUGAGAGGUGGCGGUUGGGCAAAGGAGCGCGGAAAUCCGAGAAAAAGGUUACCAAGGAGGGGCCAGAGCCUGUGACCAACCCCGCGGAUGCCUGA
Molecule: messenger RNA, 1596 nt
Organism: Coprinopsis cinerea okayama7#130
Lineage: Eukaryota; Fungi; Basidiomycota; Agaricomycetes; Agaricales; Psathyrellaceae
Product: pseudouridine synthase
Exons: 2
Coding region: 61-1596 (511 amino acids)
Biological process (GO): mRNA pseudouridine synthesis; tRNA pseudouridine synthesis
Cellular component (GO): cytoplasm; nucleus
Molecular function (GO): RNA binding; pseudouridine synthase activity
Source: RefSeq, a predicted model, not a curated record